UCGGGCCGUUGCGGACUCAAAUCCGCUCUUCUAUAAUGCCUUGUUCCCUCUUCUUCCACCUCCAUCACCACCACCAUUAGAAUCCACCUCUACAUCCCCUCACUCUACUUCCACAAUCUCGUUUCUCCAAGAACCCCUCUCAGGUUUUUUUUAGAAAUCUGUUGUAGAGAUGGUGGAUUCGGUUAAUGUAGUGUUGGAAUUCUUGAGGAGGAACAAGUUUACUAAGACCGAGGCGGCGUUCCGAGGGGAGCUCAGUAGCCGCCCUGAUUUGAAUGGUUCGUUGCUGGAUUGCCUCUUAAAGGAGAAAGAGCAAGCGCGGGAGGGAAGGGAUUAUACGGGCUACCGCAACGGAGACAGUUCGGAGGAGAUCAUCGUUAGGGAAAUCGAAGUCGGGAGCAUCCAAAACGGGUCGCGGCAUAAGAACGAUAUUGUUUCGUAUGAACUUUAUGAUGAGAGCGAUUCGGAAGAUCUUUAUCCUAUAGAUCUUCGCUUAGAUUGUUGUCCCUAUGAUCCAGUAGUAAGGGAUAAUGACAUUAGGAUGAAUAAUUUCGCCGUUCUCUCUUUAUCUGGAAAUGAAAAUAGGCGGUCGAGUUCGAAGGUUUUGGAGAAGAGGAGCAUUGCUGUCGGAACUGAUGCGGAUUUGGUGUUGGAGGAUGAAAGGAGUUCUUGCUUCGGGGAGGCCUCGACAAGUUAUGGUGCCAAUGUAGGUUGCAUUGAUCGAAGAAAAGAGAGGAAGAAGAAAGCAGAAAACAAUUAUAUGAGGCCAACUACAAAUGAGAAAAUAAUUGGCCUGAGUAGGCCUUCGCCAUUGGGUACGGCUCUAGAUAAUUUAGACCAAGAGAAUUUGGGGCUAUUUGAUUUAUCACUUCCUUCGAGCAAGGACAAUGAAGAGCUGCCGAUGCGACGGCCUGUUAAGCAUAUGAUAGAAGAGAAGUUAGUAAAAGUUCGCUGGGAAGAAAACUCUGAUCAUCAGGGAUCAGGUGUGAAGAAACUUCUUGGCUACAGUGAACUCUCUGGAAACCAAAGAAUCUGUAGGGAUAAACUUGACCUGAUAUCUGGAUUUACUGCUGUUGGUAAUGAUUCAGUUCACUGUCGUAGUGAAUGUUCUGAUUCUGAUGAAUAUGAUGAUGAUGACGAUAUUGGAUACACUAGACAGCCAAUCGACGACGAGACUUGGUUUUUGGCUCAUGAAAUUGACUACCCUAGUGAUGAUGAAAAGGGAAUGGUGGAUGAACCCUACCAUCAAGACCAAAUUCCAAGAAAGGUUGAAGGGGGGUUUGGUAUGCUGAUUGAUGAACUCAUUAUGCUAGAAAAUGGGAAGGAUUUGUGCAGAAGUGGAGAACCAUGGCCCGAUGAACUCAUUAUGAAAAAUCAUCAACGCGUUUCUGUUCAAUCUAUUGGUGUGGGCAUCGGUAGAAAUGGUGGUGAUGCUAGUGGUGAGAUACAUGAAAGUGUGGUUGGAGGAAGUAGUGAAGAGGAGAUAGAAUCCCAACCUAUGCAUUUUUCAAGCAAGAGCCUUUUUAUUCACAUGGAGAAGGAUAGAAUGAAAAAACCCAGGCAAGAUGCGAAUUCAAGAACGCUGGAAGCUUCAUCACUUUCAACCAACAGUGAUGUUCAAAGGGAUGAUAUUGAGAAAGUUCAAAGUGAUAAAGUGAGAUAUGCAAGAGACCAAGACCCUGGGACAACUCCGGACGAUGAAGAAGCCGCUGCUAUACAGGAACAAGUAAGACAAGUAAAAUCCCAAGAGGCGGAGUAUGAAACCAUGAAUCUCAAAAUCGUACAUAGAAAAAACAGAACCGGGUUUGAGGAAGAUAAAAAUUUUCAUGUUGUCCUUAAUUCUGUGAUUGCUGGGCGUUAUUUUGUUAUGGAAAAUCUAGGAUCGGCUGCAUUCAGCAAAGCAAUUCAAGCACAUGACUUGCACACUGGUGUGGAUGUAUGCAUGAAGAUCAUAAAGAACAACAAAGAUUUUUUUGACCAGGGCCUUGACGAAAUAAAGCUUCUGAAAUUUGUGAACAAGAAUGAUCCAGCUGACAAGCACCAUAUAUUGCGCCUAUAUGAUUACUUCUAUUAUAGGGAGCACUUGUUUAUGGUUUGUGAACUUCUCAAGGCAAACUUGUACGAGUUUUACAAGUUCAAUAGAGAAUCUGGAGGGGAGAUUUACUUUACAAUGCCAAGGUUGCAGUCAAUUACUAUUCAGUUGCUGGAAGCGCUUCAAUUUUUGCAUGGUCUCGGUCUUAUUCACUGUGAUCUGAAGCCCGAGAAUAUUCUGGUGAAAAGCUACAGUAGGUGUGAGGUGAAGGUUAUUGAUCUUGGUAGUAGUUGCUUCAACACGGAUCACUUGUGCUCUUACAUACAGUCACGAUCUUAUCGUGCCCCUGAAGUCAUCCUUGGCCUUUUAUAUGAUGAGAAAAUAGACAUAUGGUCACUUGGAUGCAUCCUCGCAGAACUUUGCACCGGAAACGUUCUCUUUCCGAAUGAAUCUCCUGCAACUAUACUUGCUCGCAUGGUUGGAAUCAUCGGUCCAAUUGACCAAAACAUGCUCGCGAAGGGGAGGGAUACAUACAAAUAUUUCUGCAGAAAUCACAUGCUGUAUGAAAGAAAUCAGGAAACCAACAGGCUAGAGUACUUGAUUCCGAAGAAAACUUCGUUACAGCACCAGUUGCCUUCGGCCGACCAAGGCUUUGUCGAGUUUGUCGCGCAUCUUCUCAAAAUAGACCCCAAGAAGCGGCCGACGGCAUCAGAAGCUUUGAAACACCCUUGGUUAUCUUACCCAUAUGAACCCAUAUCAUCUUGAUGCUGGAUUCUUGUGUCCCAUUUUGGUGCUGUAAGAGUAGAGUUGUACAUGUCUCGCAUUGACAGAAAACAUCAUUUGCACCAGAUAUGUUGAAAACGGUGUCUAAAUUUAUGGGUUUUAGGUAUGAGAAUUAUACUGUAUAUGAUUUGAUCAACUUAUUGCUCCUAUUUAAGCCAUUUGGAAGUAA
Molecule: messenger RNA, 2981 nt
Organism: Ananas comosus (pineapple)
Lineage: Eukaryota; Viridiplantae; Streptophyta; Magnoliopsida; Poales; Bromeliaceae
Product: dual specificity tyrosine-phosphorylation-regulated kinase mbk-2-like
Exons: 8
Coding region: 170-2794 (874 amino acids)
Biological process (GO): peptidyl-threonine phosphorylation; peptidyl-serine phosphorylation
Cellular component (GO): cytoplasm
Molecular function (GO): ATP binding; protein serine/threonine kinase activity; protein tyrosine kinase activity
Source: RefSeq, a predicted model, not a curated record